Messenger RNA from Nycticebus coucang (slow loris), 1801 nucleotides. RefSeq names its product translation initiation factor IF-2-like. The record is from RefSeq and is a predicted model, not a curated record. Lineage: Eukaryota; Metazoa; Chordata; Mammalia; Primates; Lorisidae. Bases 1 to 786 code for a protein of 261 amino acids. The transcript is spliced from 3 exons.
AUGACCCAAGUAGACGGCAGAGAGCCCCCGGCGACCCUCGACCCACGGUCCCCAGGCCCAGCCCGUCCCCGCCUGAAGCAGCCCCCGCGGACCCCGCGUCUCCACCCGCCUCGCGCCGGCCGGGCCGGGCCGAGCAGCACUCACCGCGGAAGCUGCGCGGCUGCCUGGAGGCCUCCUCAAAGCCGGGGAGGCGCGGCGGCAGGAGAGGCGGCGGGCGCGGCCGUCCCGGCAGCGGCGUUCCGGAAGCGCCCAAGCCCGGCCGAACUGACGCCGACGCACGGUGACGUCAGCGCGCCCCGCCAGGGACCCGCGGCGACGGCCGCGUGGGAGCGGCGGGAAAGCGGAACCCAGCGCGCCCUGUGCUGCCGGGGGAGGCCGGGGAGACCCAGGCGGCCCACGGGGGAGGCCACGGCGCGCAUCGAGUCGGUGUGGCGGUUUUUAACCUCGCGGUUUGUGCACGCCUCGCAUUGCCUUCUGUCCCUGCUGACAUUCCCCCGCGGGGGACGUGGCCGGCCGCGAGUCCUCGCGGUUCAGUCUUGGGAAACCCUGCGGAAACGCCCUGGCGCCGCAGGUCGGCGCCUCCCCUCCCAGGCCCUGGCCGCGCUCCGCAGGUCGGCGCCUCCCCUCCUCCUCCUCCUCCCCUCCCAGGCCCUGGCCGCCCUCCGCAGGUCGGCGCCUCCCCUCCCAGGCCCUGGCCGCCCUCCGCAGGUCGGCGCCUCCCCUCCUCCUCCCCUCCCAGGCCCUGGCCGCGCUCUGCAGGUCGGCGCCUCCCCUGGUCGGAAAUGACUGCAUCUGAGGAUGGAGUCAUGGUGGUGGCAUUUUUUGCUUCAAUGAAGACAAUGGUAACCUACGUACUCUCCUACGUGGUAUCAACAUUCCGCAGCAGGAGGGACAAAUUUAAAACGAAGCGUUGGAAAGUAGGACGGCAUCAGAAGAUUAAUUUUGAAGACAUGGUGUAUUUUAUAAUCAGCCAGUGUAUCUUUUGUUUUUCAACUUUUGGUUUGGGGUUCUGGAGACCAACACAAUGACGAAAAGUGUCUUUAUUUCAAAUGCUCAUCCCUACCAAAGCGUACUGGAUUUGGGGCCAGGCUUCACUGCUAGGAUUUUCUGAAUGAAUAAAAUGGAAUAUAUACCUGACUGCGCAUGUACGCACACAUCGUAUGUGAACCACAGAGGCGCCUACUUAACAACAACAAAAAUCCACAUAGUUAAGUGAUAGGAAAUUCGUAAAUGAAAAAUAUUUAAAAGAAGAAAAUUUGUAAAUGAAAAUCGUGGACCUGUUUUCUGCCCCUUCGCUUGCAAUGUGGCAGAUAGGAUGCCAUGCGGUGAAUAUUGCAUUGCCCUGAACGACUUUUUCGAUCUAUAUUCUGUAAAGACACGUUUGCCAAUGCAAUCAGAUGCUUGCCUCUCUCUGGGGGAACUCCAGGGGGCAAACAUUUUUUUAAAACUUCUAAAUGAGCCACUUAAUUAGGCAGCCAGGGGAAUUCCGAGCCCCUGAACCCUUCCCAUUUCCUGUCCGUGUCAUUUCGCCUGCCAGUCAGUCCCAGAACAGGAGGUCUUCUGUUCCACUGUCAAUAGUCAAAAGAAAGUAUUUGUAGCAAUUUGUGACACAAAGAAAAAAAAUGCCAUGGUUCCUAAUGACUAAAAACUUCCAAAAAUGCACAUGAGUCUUGGUAGUACUUCCGUAUUUAGUUCCAGUCACUAUUUCUCAGAAAGUUACAGAACAUUCCUGAUGUAUGUGGGAAAAUACAUACAGCAAGAAUGUUCAUUCUGAAUUCAGGGUUAUUUCUCUUUUUCAGUU